This is a messenger RNA of Aspergillus novofumigatus IBT 16806, 885 nucleotides long. Its product is annotated as ankyrin repeat domain-containing protein. The coding region runs from base 1 to 885 and encodes 294 amino acids. The transcript has 2 exons. Lineage: Eukaryota; Fungi; Ascomycota; Eurotiomycetes; Eurotiales; Aspergillaceae. Gene Ontology annotation, molecular function: protein binding. The record is from RefSeq and is a predicted model, not a curated record.
AUGACACCAACACUCGUCAGCCUCCCAAGCAAGCUCCUCCAGGCCAUCGCGGACCACAUCCCCUCAGAGCCUGAAGUCCGCUGUCUCGCUCAAAGCCACCCUCAACUUGACAGCAUUCUAACACCCUACAUCAGGGCCCGCAAGGACCGCAAGGAGCGCAGUAACCUCCUCAUCUCCGCCAUACAAAAUUCCAAACCGCCCCAACUCUGUCAGCUUCUGCUUCGUGAUGGCGCUGACCCCGAAAUGAGAGUGCGGACUGAACAGGGCAAGACGGCCCUCCACUUUGCUGCUGAGACAGGUCAGACAGUGGUUGCGCGCCUGUUACUGUUGCAUAAACGUAGCCUCUUAAACAUCCGCGACGGGAUCGGGCGGACGCCUCUCAUGUCCGCUGCGGAGGGCGGGCAUGGAGCCGUGGUGCGGACGCUGCUUUCUGCACAGUAUGGGCCUGCAGAUGUGACUCUGCGCAGCUGCAGGAAUCGAAGUGUCCUCUGGUAUGCUGCCAACGGGGGCAAUGUUAAAAUUGUGCAGAUGUUGCUGGAUACCGGGUACCUUGAUCAUAAUGCUGCGGACAAUGACGGGGUGACCCCAUUUGCAUGUGCUACGAGCGAGGGCCAUUCGCUCCGUGGGCAUGCGGAGGUCGUUAAGCUAUUGCUGGCAACAGGCAGGGUGCAAUUUGAUGCAAGAGAUCACCAAGGGAUGACACCAUUAAUGUGGGCAGCCAAAUUUCAACGGACUCCAGUUGUUGAGCUCUUGCUGUCAACCGGCCAGCUGCAGGUUGAUUUUGAUUUGAGCGAGUUGAGGAAGGGACCAAGGCUAUUUGGCCCACCAAAGUUGGAUCAGUCUCUCGUCAAGCUUCUCGAUGCUUACAAGAAACGCGAUGCAUAA